AUGCAGUUCAAAUCGUUGCUCUUCCUUGUUCUCAUGGUUCUUGCCUAUGCGGUCGCGAGAAAAUUUACCGAAGAGGAAUGCAAGCCAUUUUGCGAGCAUUUUCAAACACAUGUUUACAAAUCCGAGGACGAAUGCACAAAGAAGUGCAUGACAUUCGACAGAUCUUGGUUUGGUUUUGAAGAAGAGGAAGAAAAUGCUGCAAUUCUUUGA
This is a messenger RNA of Cylicocyclus nassatus, 210 nucleotides long. Lineage: Eukaryota; Metazoa; Nematoda; Chromadorea; Rhabditida; Strongylidae. The record is from the annotation of a GenBank genome assembly.